Messenger RNA from Aspergillus lentulus, 816 nucleotides. The record is from RefSeq and is a predicted model, not a curated record. NCBI's taxonomy places the organism in Eukaryota, Fungi, Ascomycota, Eurotiomycetes, Eurotiales, Aspergillaceae.
AUGCAAAGAACAACGCAAGUUCUACCGCCGAUGCUGCGGAACGUUUUAUCAUCUACAGUAACAUACAUAGGGCAAAAUCAUGUCCUCGACAAGCUCUUCCGACAGCGGCAACAAAUCGCCCGGUCGCAGCAAUUUGACAGUGCCCGGCUUUUCGUAGGGCUUGUGGCAGCUCUACAGCCAGUAGAGGCUCUCCGCCAACCGUCGGAUUUUAUACUGAGCUUCCGACUCCACCCCAGAGAACGACCCGACGCCGCGCUGGUCUAUAGGCCAGUAGAGGCCCUGAAGGCAUGGGCAAGAGAUGCCAGAAAUCACCUGCCAAAAGACAAACAGGCGGAGUUAAAGGACCUCAUCAGACAGAUCGUGGCCGGGCCAUCCGCCGCCUGCGAGAAGACAGAUCCGGGAGAACUUAAGCUCAGGCAGGACAGGGGGAUGGAUGUCUCCCGGUACAAGACCCCAAUGCCGGAGACACGGUCCCUUAACAAGGUGACCAGGGUGACCGGGGCGGACCGACCCCAGAUCGAGCGUUGGAGGGUACUUUGGGGUUAUCGCGAGAUCCUGGGGUAUCCCAAGAAACGACAGGAUUGUGGUCUGAAUGACCAGAUAAAAAGGUUUAAAAUUCCAAUUACUCGCAACAACCCCAAAGUACCCUCCAAAUCUACAAACAACUCAGUAAGCGUCAGUGACGCACCACUCGCUGCCACAUUUGUGGCAAAAGACACACCAAUGCUUGCUGGCAUUGGGAUUGGUUGCGUUGCUGCUAUAGCAGCAAUAGUUGUGCUCGUAUACUGGGCCUUUAUGUGGAUUCAGAGGCGGUAA